Molecule: messenger RNA, 1164 nt
Organism: Neoarius graeffei (lesser salmon catfish)
Lineage: Eukaryota; Metazoa; Chordata; Actinopteri; Siluriformes; Ariidae
Exons: 7
Coding region: 1-999 (332 amino acids)
Source: RefSeq, a predicted model, not a curated record
AUGAGUUCAAAGAGGUUGGCCAGACAGAUCUACACAAAGGAAUGGAAGAGGGUGCGGCGAGAGGUGUUGAAUGUGCAAGCACUGGUGCGUGCCCAGCUGGAUGCAGGAGAUGCAGCAAACAGGGCAGAGGAGUCUGCGCGAGAUGCAGCAAGGACAGGACAGGCUCUGCAAGAAGCAGAGCAACAACAUAAUGGACCUCAACACAUGCCAGAGAUACAACCGGCGGAGAUUGAAGAACAGCCUGAGUUCAUGGCAGAGCCAACAAGUUCGGUCAGCAGCUCGGAGCAGGACAGCAGCAGUCCCUCAACCCAUGUCAGUCCAGCACCCAGCCGUCGGACAUUAGAAGAGUCGUACAUUGAGGAACAAACAUCAUCCGACCCAGUUGAGGGAAUGACCCAUGGCGAAGAGGAGGGGGCUUCAGGCAUGGCUGCCGUAAUAAGGCUCCUGGAGGAACGAAAGAGGCUCCUAUUGAGGACAACGGAUGACACAAAAAGAACCAUGGAAGAGCACAUGGGGCGAAUGACUAGGAGAAUGGAGGCUAUGGAGAGGAGGAUGGAGGCUAUGGAAAGGAGGAUGGAGGGUAUGGAGAGGAAGUCAGAGACAUUGGAGGCUGCUGUGGUCUCGAACCCGCCUCAGCCUCCUCUGCAGGAAGAUGUGCUGUUGGGCCUAUGCAGCACAGUGGAGGAGCUAGACAGGAGUCUGGCUCAACCAGAAAGAAGGAACCAAAUGAAACGUUUCCUUGAAAGCCUGGGAGGGGCGAAUCCGGGGGCAGCCAUUCGUCGCAUUCUAUGCCAGGUGGCUACCAACAAUGUCCUGGCGCAGUACAGCCUGAGGGGGAGGAGAGCAAAAAAGCCUUUCCAGAACUUAACCCUUUGCAAAAUUAUAACGGAGGCCUGCAUGCAGAACUUCCCUGGCAAGAAGGUAGCUGAUAUUGAGGAGUGUAUUGGGCAUGCACUGAAGUUUGCACCACACAGACGGUCAGCUUGUCCUCAAGAUUGAAGACGUACACCAACUUCUAUGCACACGCACCUGUUUUUGGCAUUUUCUAAAAUUUUUCUUAUUUUUUGCCUUUAUUGUAUUUUAUUAAGAAAUAGUUUUCAUAAUUGUCUAUAGUUGUCAGAUGUUUUAUAAUGUAUAAUAAUGUUUCACUGUGUUGCUGAUGUC